AUUUCAUGUGAUUGACAAUAAUAUUCGGUGACUUAGAUGCUUCAAAGCUUAGACUCAUACAGCCAAGGAAAACCUGAUGCUCCGUGAUAGCCAUGUUCAACCAUAGGCUUAUAUUUGUAGUGCUGUUGGCAGCACAGGUUUUUUCUGUAUCCACUCAAGACACAUGCCGUGCAGGGACACCAGGACUGCCAGGUAUACCCGGAAUUCCUGGCCGAUAUGGCCGGGAUGGUGAGAAGGGGGAGAAAGGCGAGGCAGGGCGUACAUUGGACCUGGUGGAUAAAGUGAUCAAAGGGCAAAAGGGGGACGCUGGCAUCAAAGGUUCUCAGGGUAAGAUUGGUAGCCCUGGAGAUCCUGGCCCAGCAGGACCACCUGGUCCACCUGGCGAUAAAGGCGAUACAAGUGACUCCAAACUACAUUCGGCGUUCUGUGUAGCUCGUGAAACCUAUGAACAUCCAGCACCAAAAACCCCAAUCAUGUUUCCAAAAGUCAUCACUAAUGUCAAAAAUCAUUUCAAUGUUAAUGAGGGUAAAUUUGUGUGUCAAAUCCCUGGUACCUACUAUUUUGUAUACCAUGCAACCUCCACAAAGACACUUUGUGUUAGGCUUUUUGUUGAUGGAAAAGCACAAUUUAUUUUCUGUGACCACAUUCAAGCUCAGUAUAACUUGAGCUCCGGGGGCAUUUCUGUGUACCUGAAGCAUAAUAGUAAAGUCUGGUUGGAGACGACUGAUUUGAGGGUAAAUGGCAUGUACUCAGCUGGAGAUAAAGGCAACAGUGUCUUCUCUGGUUUCCUGCUUUAUGCACACUGAGGUGCUCUCUAGUGUUUCCCAAAACAAGAUUACACGUUUCAUAUUAAUUCAUAUCAAGAUCUGUACAAUCAAGAGCAUGAGCAUGUCUGAUUUCUGUGCCAGUAAUAAAAUGUCACUGGAGUAAAAUAUAA
Messenger RNA from Silurus meridionalis, 937 nucleotides. It is a transcript of the gene c1qc, whose product is annotated as complement component 1, q subcomponent, C chain. NCBI's taxonomy places the organism in Eukaryota, Metazoa, Chordata, Actinopteri, Siluriformes, Siluridae. The record is from RefSeq and is a predicted model, not a curated record. The coding region runs from base 93 to 806 and encodes 237 amino acids. The transcript is spliced from 2 exons. Gene Ontology annotation, molecular function: protein binding.